Molecule: messenger RNA, 3215 nt
Organism: Anastrepha ludens (Mexican fruit fly)
Lineage: Eukaryota; Metazoa; Arthropoda; Insecta; Diptera; Tephritidae
Exons: 7
Coding region: 366-3131 (921 amino acids)
Source: RefSeq, a predicted model, not a curated record
UCAAAGUUGUUGCUGUUUUCAACUUUUGUACAUAAGAAAAAUUUUCCGCUUCUUGUAAUAAAAGAAUACUACACAAAAAACAAAGAAAAUGUUGAAAACUUAAAACAGGUAAGAAACAACUAAAUUUUCAUCGGCCGUGGCUGAGUAGUAAUGCAGAAGUUCGAAAACGUUAAAUACGCAUAGACAGCCACAAAGUAAACACGUCGUGGACUCCGCAGACUUGAAGUCGAAGAAAAAAGUUGAAAUUUGCAAACACCUAGAUUUUGAAGAAAUAAGUUGGUCAGUGAAAAGUGUUGUGAAGGACAAGUUUCAUUUGAAUUAUCAACGCAACGCCAACGCCUUAACGAAAGUGAGCAGCCGUGGCGAUGGAAAAUUUGCAAGGGCGCAACGGUAGUAGUGGUACUUUUUUCAAAAAGAAUUCAGAGACGGAAAAAUUAGCUGCUGGGCGUUGUGGCACCUCGGCACAUGUAGGCGCAGGCAUUGGAGCAGCAAACAAUUUCGCAGCAGUGCAGGAUGACUGCAAUUGCAUUGGAAAUGGCAGUGGCAGUGGUAGCUGGCUAACUUGUGGCCAACAACAUAUACAAAAUAACAAUAAUAAUAACUCAACGGAAUCAAAUGUUCAGGCCAAGUACAAUGUUGGCAUAACAACAACAGGGGUGGCAGCGGCUGCUAGCAUUGCGACCGUUGCGUUGGCAAUUUCGACAACAGAUGCGUCAUGUACCGGCAUUGGAAUUAAAAGUGAAGGUGGUGGUGGAAUCGAAGAUGACAGUACUGAAAGAAAACCAGCUGGCGUACGCGCAGGCUUUGCCACGGCAGAUAGCACUUGCAAUGCAAUGGCGGGUGCAACAGCCAAGAGCAUUGGCGAUCUAAAGCAAAAUUGCGCCUCCUGCAUUGCCCUUACUACGCCUAUUCCGACACAGGAUGCAAUGGCAGCGGCGGCUGCUGAUGUAAUAACGCCCAGUGAUUUCAAUGCGUGCACAUUUGAUGUUUUUUCAGCAGCAGCCGCCGCUGCCGCUACAGCAGUGGUAUCCCGCAGUGCCUCACUCAACAACUCCACCGAGAAUCUCAGCUACACCAGUGAUAAUUAUGCGGAUGACUUAUUGCUGUUGGAGGGCGACGAUGACAUUGACGAUGUAGAUGUCGAUGCGGAGGAGAUUUCGCUCAACUCAGAUGAUUGUGUUUAUGCAUAUCGUGGUGACGGUGCGGAUUUUGAUCUCGCUUUAGAUGCUAUUGCCGGACGCGGUCAUGGCACUAGCAAUACCUGUAUGGCCGAUGAUGAAACAGACUUCCUUGAAAUGGAUUUCGAGCCAGAUCCGUUGUCAGAGGUGGAGUACGGUUCGGUGGAAACGGCGCCUGGUCACGCAGACGCCUUCCUAAUGCAACGCGAUGCUUGCCAUUUGAGUGGUCGUCAUUCAGCGACCCUGAGUCACUAUACCAACGCUACAACUGGGGCGCAACGCUUGCUUUUCAGUUCGCCAAUCGAUGACAGCUUGCCACCGCCACCAACCAAGACACUUCAAUCGCAACUACUUUUGAGUAAGAACUACGCACGCAUCACCAUGCAUUUGGAUCAAAUUAAGGGAGAGAAUGGCGACUGCAAUGCUUACGAGCGCACACACAGUGACCGCACCUCAGCGCUGGGUAUGGUCGAUGACACAGUCGAUGCGGUGCCCAAAACUGGUGUGAUCAAUGCGGCUCAUUCGCUGCCCAAUGCGUUGCUCUCGAAUUUCGGGCGUAAUGUACUACACACAAAGGAGGAGAGCAAAGCCAACCCCUCGAAAGUAACAGGCGCCAAACCAAAACGCUAUUCAACAUUCUCUACAUCCUCAUCUACAUCUUCCAAGAACUCUUCGAAAUCUCGCAAUUCGCUGCGCUCGACAUAUGCACCGACAACGCUCUCCAAUAGCGCAAGCUUUGAUGAGCGCAGUGCCAGCUGCACUGAAUUUCGGUGCGCAGCGCCCAAGAUGGGUGCCAGCACAGAAAAUUGCAUGCAUGCGGAAACCGGCCUAGUCACCAGCACAGCCACGACAACUAACGACUGCGACGAUUCGAGUGCGAAUGAUGACACUUGCCUGGAUUGCUUAGAGAAAGAAUUUUUGGCCAAUACCAUUGGUAAGGCCGUGGAUUUGAAUGAGUGUCCCAGUUGCCGCAAACGCAGUAGCAGCAACAUAGCGCUCUUCAAACGUGCCGCACAAACAUCGACUGGCGCUACGCGUUGUCGUAGUGGUUCUCCAUUGAUCUUCAGAGAUACCCGUGAUGAUUGCAUUUUCGAAACCAUAGGCGGUGAUAACUUACAGCCAAGAAAUGUGGACUGGGCGACUUCGGCUUUCAGAGAUAUACGCAUGCUGAAGGACGAUAGAUGGCUGGGCGAUAGUGUUAGCUGUGAUGAUAGUGGGCCGUGUGCUGGCAAUAGUAAACUCAAGCCGCGCGUACGUACGCGUGUGCGUGCACGCACUUGUGACGCUGAGGAGUUGCAGCACUUGAAGAGCGAAGAAGAGGGAAUAAACCAAAGACGGGCAACGAAUGACAUCAACAACGAGCAUCUGCUGAAGAACUUAGUACUGACUGAAAAGGAAUUUGUCACAGUUGCCACUUUAAACUUAAGCGAGGAGUUGCUAGUGCAGGCACUGGACAAACUUCAUGUAUCAUACAAUUUGGAGCUCAUUAAAUCCUACUUUUAUUAUGCCUCGAAUGCUGCCAAUACAACAGCAACAACGACAAUGCCUUUAAAGUUGAAGAUGCAUAAAAACGUUAAAGAACUUAAAGAUUUGAAACAUUUACUAAUGCAUGAAUCGAAGAAGCAUUGCAACCAUCAUAAGCUGAAAUGUUUGAUUGAAUUUGCCACACGGCAGCAGGUGGACGUGCAAUUUGAGCAGGUUUCCGAGGAGACUUCAACAAUACUGGUGCCCAUCAGAGUCACCGACAUACUGCAACAUUGGGUGCGAACGAAAAAUCUCGAGGUACUCAAGCAUUUAGAUAAGCGCUUCGCAGAGACAAAUGUUUUGGGCAAAAUUGCCAAUAUCAUACGGCAGGCGCAGCAACGUUGCUCACAACGACGGGCACUGCCUGAAUAUAUAAUGAUACCACAGUACUAUCCUGCUGGAGUUUUAAGGCUUACAAGAAAAUCUUAAAUCUGCUACACUUAGAAACUGCGAUUUGCAUGGCUGUUUUAUACAUUACGUUCAAGCAUAAAAACAAAAAACAAAAAAUAAAAA